UCGGACUUUUCAGCUAGCAACUACUGCAAUGCAAGAAACUCGAAUGUGUAGCUGUUCGUAAACGCAACGAAACAACAUGUUCGGGACAUUGCAGGAUACAAAGCGGUUUCAGUGGUGAAAGCUGGCAGUUCAUUGCCUCCUUGGAAGCAACUGAGGAUGAGAAAGAGUACUCGGUGUACUCUGCUGUCUCCUCCAAGGCGAGGUGUCUUCGUGUGAGCCAAGUAUGCAGUGUCAUGCAUGAGACUCAGAUUUCAUCCACAAAGUAGUUAAGAAGAAGCUGCUUCUGAACGAGUCUGCAUCAGCUAAUAACAUCAAGACUUCCUGACCCAGCCUCGGCUUUGCACCAAGCUCUUGAGUGUGACUGUUAGUUAGAGUGGGAACCACUUGCCUCAGGAAAAAAAACAAAACAAAUGUGCCUGCCUAACUGAAGACCAAGAGCUGACGGUGUCCUGCUCACCUGCUGCACAGGUGGAAGGUCAAAGUGUUGUACUGCUGUCACUCUGCAGUGGCAGUUAUGAGUGCUGUUGGUCAGGAUUUAUUAAGAACUUGUAGUCCAUCUACAGCGACCAACAGAAAAUUUACAACUCUACUCAGCUGGAGCUGACAUUUCAAAAGUAAUUCCAAGUGAGGAAGCACUCACUGAGGGGGGGGGGCCUCCAUCUCAGGCUCAUUGGGCAUCAUCUCGACUCUUACUUCCUAUCCUGCCUAUCAAAGUCCACCCAAGACCCUUGACCUCUAAAGUCAGCCCUUCAGAAAUAACCACAUCUUUGUUAGGCAGUGCCAUGCCCACCAACCAGUCCUCCCCCUGGGGUGGGGGGAAGCUACGGGCUUGCUCUAAUGCUGACGGUCCUGCCACUACAACACCUGUCAGUACACACGCCAAGACAGCUGCGGCCACUAAGGUGCCUUUUAGUCAGACUUCCCUAGAGUUAUCCAGGAGAAAGGACCAAGCCAAAUCUCUCUCCUCUGCUGUUGCCUCCUCUGCCUCCCCGUGGAGGCAGACAACAGUCGCCCCCUCUGGGGCUUCUGUAUGGGACAAUGGGGACGGACGUAAAACCAACAACCAGAGCCAAUUCACCGCUGUGCCAGAUCGGUCUCCAACCCUGCCACAACAGCUUAAUGUGAUUCAAAUCCCAAACCAGGUACUGGCAACAGGACUGAAGCAGGCUGGCAGCAGCCUCACAGAGACCAAUGCCCCUUCCUCCAUCCCCAAGAAAGAAUGUCAUGCUGGGUUUAAUGGUCUGCUGAUGGGUAACAUGCAGAACUGGACGUCGCUCCAAACCUCUCAGCCUGAAAACGGUUUAGCAAUGGGCAGACGUCUGGAUGCCACAGGUGAUGCACCGCUGGGAUUGGAGCCUCUUUUGUCUGUUUGUCAUCAAGAGCUGUUUGUCAGAGGACAGUCCACCCUGCAGCAAACUAACAAGUCGAUGCUUGAGGCCGCAGACUGUCCCUCUUUGCCGUCAGUGCCUCCUCCAUGCCUUACUCUCUGUGAACAUCGGGGGGCAGCAUUGGGAAAGGAUGCCUCCGGCCUCGACAGCACAAAAGCAGAAAUAAGAAGCACAGCGAGAGAAACGACUGCAAGGAGGUGCCAUUCAGCUAAACCAGCAACAAAAUGCAGUCAGACACAAAACAGUUGCACAAUAAUAAGUGAUUUAAACAGUCUAUUGCAAGUAAGAGGUGGUCCUCCUGCAGUUUUGGCAGCAACUACAAACAGCAAGCCACAAACAAUGACAUCACUAGACGUAAACAAGCAAGUCCCAGAAAGUCAAAAUCCACCAGGAAGCACCCUGUCCACAUGUAGAAGAACUGGUCCUCCAGAGGUCAGUCCCUUUCCAAAUGGCCCCAUGCCAACUGUGCUCAGUGCCAGUGUCAGUGCCAGUCAAGAGCAGCAGCCCACACCGUCGGAUAUCAUCCCAGAUGUGGCCCCCUGUCCUGCGGGAACCCUGGUGGGUUCUGUGACCACUCAGAUCUCCGCUAUCCACCUGACCAAGCAGGGGCAGCCUGCCUCCAUGUCAUCUUCAUCCUCGUCCCCAUCUUCUUCCUCACCCUUGCCGACAGAGGAGUGUGCGGUUGGCGAGACUCAGCUGUCCGGCCGGGAGUGUGUCAUGCAGGUGGAUGGAGGUGAGGAAGAGCUGCCCGAUGAGCUGGAAAACGCCUGUAGUGACGACGAUGAUUCAGACUGUUCAUCCAGCAAUGGCGCUUCAUCUACAGCAUCCUUCGCUCUCCUCUCUGGUGUUGAGGAGCCGAUGUUAUUGGGGGCCGAGGAUGAUCGAGAAGAGCAUCCAGCGCUGGUUCCCAGUUUGUUCCCCCUCAUCCCUCCAACACUCUACUUCAGCACCGCCAGUGAGAAAGUGGAGCUGCUGCCUGCGGAACAAAGACGACUGUUAAAAUGGAAGAUAAGCACCGUCACUCCCAACGUGGUCAAACACACCAUCGCCAGGUCCCACUUCAAAGCCACCAAGAAAAGCCACGACUGGCUCGGCUGCUGGGGACACCACAUGAAGUCUCUAGGCUUCAAGGCGCUUGAGGAGCACCAGAAGUUGAACCACUUCCCAGGGACGUUCCAGAUUGGCAGGAAGGACCGUCUGUGGAGGAACCUGUCCAAGAUGCAGGCUCGCUUUGGGAAACAGGAGUUUAACUUUUUCCCCCGAACCUUCAUCCUUCCUCAGGACAUCAAGCUGCUCCGCAAGGCCUGGGAGGACGGUGGCUCCAGGCAGAAAUGGAUCAUCAAACCUCCUGCAUCAGCCAGAGGAAUCGGUAUCCAGGUCAUCCACAAAUGGAGCCAGAUGCCCCGUAAGAGGCCGCUGCUGGUCCAGAAGUACCUUCACAAGCCCUACCUCAUCAGCGGCAACAAGUUUGACCUGAGGAUCUACGUCUACGUGACGUCCUACGACCCGCUCAGAAUCUACAUCUUCACUGACGGACUGGUUCGAUUCGCCAGCUGCAAAUAUUCGUCUUCCAUGAAGACUCUGAGUAACAAGUUCAUGCAUCUGACCAACUACAGCGUCAACAAGAAAAACUCUGAAUACCAGACGAACAGCGACGACAAGGCCUGCCAGGGACACAAAUGGGCUUUGAAGGCUUUGUGGCAAUAUCUGGGUUCUAAGGGAGUCAACACCACUCUGAUAUGGGAGAAGAUUAAAGACAUUGUGAUCAAAACCAUCAUUGCGUCAGAACCGUACGUCAACAGCCUGCUGAAGAUGCACGUCCGGACGCCGUACAGCUGCCACGAGCUGUUCGGCUUCGACAUCAUGCUGGACGAGAACCUCAAACCCUGGAUCCUGGAAGUUAACAUAUCACCCAGCCUCCAUUCCAACACAGCGCUGGAUGUUUCCAUCAAAGGUCAGAUGAUCAGAGAUCUCCUGAACCUGGCUGGCUUUCGUGUUCCUCAAAGAGAUGAUGUGGUCGCUCCCUGCAGCAGCACCUCCAGCUCCACCAGCAGUCUGUAUGGCGGGAACAGGGAGAGGAACAAACAAGAUCUGUCCGCUGAUGAGAAAGUUAAACGGGCAUUUUACCUCACACAGCGCUACGCCGACCAGGACUUCCUCCCGACAGUGUUGGAUAUCUUGACUCCAGAGGACGUUCGCGUGCUGGCAGAGACCGAAGACGAGCUGAACCGCCGGGGAGAGUUUGAGCGAAUUUUCCCGUCGCCGUCGUCAUCUCGCUACCUUCGCUUUUUCGAGUGUCCAAGAUACCUCAGCAUCCUGCUGGAUCAGUGGGAGCAGAAGUACUGGAACAACAGGACAAAGGGUAUCAGUCUGCUGAGGACUCUCUGUCAGAAAGGAGUCCAUCUGGGAACCAGUGACCCUGCUCAUAUAUGGUCCAAGUGCAGCUACAUCUCCAGGUUCGAACCCCACAGACAAGACAUUGUCAGCCCAUCAAGAUCCAGGGUGGUGGUCAGCCAUCGUCACCGGUCCCAUCGUGAUGACAAUGACGACGGGUCGGACAGGGAAGUUGCUUCGGUCUCCAGUCUGCCUGUUUCGCCAAGUCCUGGAUCUAGUGUCACCAGCAGUGCCUGUGCAAGUCCUCAGCCCAGCCUCACCCAGAGCCUGCUGCCCCAACAGUUUGCCUCGCUCUGAUGACCCGGUUUGCUAACAUGACGCUCAGCACCCAGAACAGACACAAAAGCUCACAGUCUUAUUUAGCCCUGUCCUCUUCCCAAGCACCCAUCUAAUGUGUGUCUACUGGCUCUGAAACACUCACUCUGGAUUAGAAAAGUACGUAGACCUGUAAGCUUGAAGCCCAGUCUUAACAAACACUGUAGGAGGGCAGUGAUUCUGGUCUGUAACAGAUUUGUAAGUUGCUACCAAAAUGUGCUCUUUUAGUGCUAAAAUCAAAAAAGCAGUCAGUUCAUGGCGGCUUCUGCUUUCUGGUUUUAACAUAAGUGAAAAUAUAACAUUUAAAGCACCAGAACAAUGGUUUUUUUUUUUUUAUGUUUUAUCCCAUUUAAUGCAAAUUACAUUUAUGCCAAUCAUUGUCCAGCCUUUUAGAUGGUUGAAUUUUUUUUUUUUCUGAGCAGCCGGUGGUUUCAGUUCGUUUCUUUGCAGUGUGAAAAUCAUCCUGCAGAGACUCGAACCAUGCUGGAGACACAUAUAGUAAUCCGUAAAACAGUGAGCUUUACGUCUGCUUAAAUUUGCGUUAUUAUAUGUCGAUGCAGUGCAAACUUCAGCUUCAGCAUAACCGUGCAAUGAAUGACAAAAAUAGAGGCAGACAUUAUAGUUGUGACAGUCUGAUUUAUUUCAGCACGAUAUCAGAGUAUUAACUUUAAAUCAUUAACAUUAUUAGCACGUGAACAUGCUUGUUAAAGCCGUGUUCAAACCUAUAUUAAAACAGCAUGAAAGCACUUUGCACCCUAGGCUCCAGCACCUGGCUCUUCUUUGCCUCAACACGUCACCUGGCAAAGAGAUGCGUUGGCCAAUCAGGUAGAAGCUAGCUGCAUGGCUGAUAGAUAUGUUAUAACAAGAAAUCCGUUAUUCUGCUGUUUACCUAGCGAGUGUUGUGACAGAGGUUGAAAUGACUGAGUUGUGAUACCUUCUCAGAGUUAGCUCAUAGUAUUAUAAUCUGCUGUGCAGUGGCUUCGGAUAAGUCUUAAAAUUCAUGGAUGUAUUAGUGAAACUAGAUGGUACUUAUCUGCACCAGUAGCUACAUGCUACAUGCUGCUACGUUCACACAGACUCUUGUGCCAUUUUCAGUCUGAAUACCUGCUAAGAACAAAAUCCUCAGAUCUCAUCUGCCCGCACAUGUCGGUCCUCACUGGCCUUCGGUACUAAACCUAAACUGUGAAUAAGACAUGCUGGGUUUCCUCACAACUUCUACCACCAAGCAACGUUGGCAUAGUCUGUAUAUUUGUGUGUUGGAUACACACACACGAGCACAAACAAAACUGCAAAGCCAACGUUACCUUACAGUACAAAACAGUGGUCCAAAGCUGAGGUGAUAAAUAAUGACACAAUACUGUGAUUUCUCUGAUCUCUUUAAAUCUUAAACUGUGGUUGGUUUGGUUUUAAGAGGACUGUGGAGCAACUGAUCGCACAAGUGUCACAUUCUUAGCCUUAUGGACUUGUGUGUGUGUGUGUGUGUGCGUGUGCGUGUGCGUGUGUGUGUGAGUGUUUGUGUGAAAAUAGAGAAGACAAGGCUCAGUAGAAACAUAAAGGGAGGGUUGGGGAGUUGAAGAAGAGUAGCGCUGCAGGAGGAGACAAUUCUGAGCUCACCAGAUGUUCUGUGGUGUUGAGGUCUCUGCAUCGUAUUUCAAACAUCCUUCAAACUUCGUGUCACGACUUAGUUUUAUUUUCACUGGUUGAUGGUGGUGGUGAUUCAUAAUGUUGAUUCCCAGUAUGUUAGAAAUAUGUAACAUGACACUGACAUACAUGUUAGUAGAAGUAAAAGUAAGUAUUACCAACAACAUUGAUAAUUUCUGAAAGGAAAAAAUAAAGGGGGGGGCUUUAAUUUUCUUUUCUGAUGAUUUCACAAAAAUGAUAGUUUAUAGAAUUUCUUGAAAGCUGCCAAAAUUCAAGUCCAGCAGCAGAAUUGAUCCUGGAUUGGUGUUUAGUAUUUGCUGUUUGAGAGAAAGGGGCUAUUUGUAUGUUAGCCAGCAUUAGCAUUACCAGCUGUUUACUUACCAGUCGAGAGGAAAUGUUGCAGCUUCGAGUCACUGUGGCGCCCAGGCUGACCUUAAGAAGUAGCGCUCCUCGGAGGACGUAUUAUCGUGUAAACACAAGGAUGGCCGAAGCUCUUGCCAAGACUGGUAAGUAAACAGCUGUUAAUGCUAAUGUUGGCUAUGUGGCAAUAGCAAAAACUUACAAAUUGCUCCCUUAAGAGUUCUUAUUGUAUCCUCAGGAAAAAAAUAUAAAAUAUAUACAUCUACUGUGAAGACACUUUCACAAAUUUUACUUCAAACCACUUGAAGUUGAAAAUAUUUGGGUACAUGUCCCACUCUCCCUUGUGUGAAUAUUUGAAAUUCUCCAAAGUCAUAAUAAUGCCCGUUACCAUGGAAAUUAUUUGAGGUGUCAUUUUAUUCAGUCAUUCCUGCUGUAAGAAGUUACAAGACGUGUGGAAGCUAACCUGUUUACAGACGAGUUUUAUUAUGCAAUUUACUAACAGACUGCUGUGCAGUGUCAGUAUGUAGCGCACAUUUAUAACUUCAAGGAACCUUUUACUAACACUUCAUUAUUGUACAUGGAAUAGAAGGGGAAAUAAGAAUAUAAGUGUAUUAAAAUGCUGAUUUAAAAAUAGUCAUUGCAUUUAAGUAAAAUUGGCCAUUAUGGGUAGUUUUGUAUGUCUUUGUUUUUGUUUUAUUCAUGCUUUCGGAUAAUAAAUAUAUCACGUUUAUCAAAACUUGUCUUAUUCUGUAGUUAUCCAAAAGAAAUGUAAAACUAGCUCAAAUGUACGAAACCCCCCAAUGUAGUUGUUCAUAACAUCUUAUACUUUGGACCUUGCAUCGUAAACCAUCUGCGCCGCAAAGUUUCUGCUCCCCUUUAGAACAGCCCUGUUAUUUUGUCAAACUGAUGUUGAUUCACAAGUACAAUCUUUUAUUGAGCACCGCCUUUCAGUCUUGGAUGAAGUCGCUACUACAAAGCCUUGAUUGGCUCCCGGCCUUGGAUGAACGACAGUAUCCGCUCCUUCAAACAAACCUGUCGUGGUAUAGAACAUUUGUGGAAAUCCAUCUAUGAGUUCAGUAUCAGCAUUUGAAGGAAACUUUAACUGAAUUUAAUAACAUGGUUGAGGAUGUCAGAGCUAUUUACUUUUUGACACCUUCAAUAACAUCGUUUCAGGCUGGUUCCCGUCGGCUGGAGAAUUUUCUGGAAUAGCAUUAUUAGAUCUCAGCACCGCCUUUGAUACUGUGGACCACCCUAUGUUGGUUGAGAGGCUCAGGCAGUGGGUGGGUAUCUCUGGAGCUCUGGCUUUGGAUUGGUUCUCCUCGUACCUUUUCAUAAUUAUGCCUCAUCAACUGAAUCUCUGCCCUGUGGUGUUCCCCAAGGUUCUGUCCUGGGCCCCAUGCUGUUUGCUUUGUAAUUGCUUGCUCUUGGGCAGAUAAGUAAUUUUAAAGGUAUCUCCUAUCAAUGCUGUGCAGAUGAUAUUCAAUUAUAAAUUUUGUUCAAGCCUCUAAAUGUUGGCUUGGAUGGCUGAUAAUUGUCUACAGCUGGCUUUGAGUGUGACCGGCACUGAGACUGUUUGGUUCACUCCUGUUUCUACCAGCUGAGAAAUGUGUUAAACACAGGCCCGUUGUGUCCGUAACUGAGAUGGAGAUGAUUAUAUGUGCGUUCGUUUUCUCCAGGAGUUUAGGACUGUUCUUCCAACUUCAAGCAAGACAUCCCAGAACUGCUUACAACUGGCCCAAAAUGCUGCGGCCAAGCGUCUGACCAAGUCCUCUAAAAGCUGUCGUUUAACUCCAAUCCUGAUUUCUUUACACUGGCUUCCAGUCAAAUUCAGAAUCCAGUUCAAGCUUCCCGUUUCGGGUCUUGCAUGGGCAGGCGCCUGCCCACAUUACCAGUAGAAGGUCGUCUGAUCAGCGUGUAUUGGUUUGUUCCUCGCUUCAGGCUAAACUUUGAAUCUCUCUCCUUUUGGACGAUCUGUGGACAAGACCAAUUUGUUUUGUUUUUUUUGUUUUUUGUUUCGUUCUUUUUUGUUCUCAUUUGAUUUUUAUUCACUCUGUUGUGACGCAACAAAAAGGUGCUAUACAGUAUACAUAAAAUGUACUUGGUUAAUGACCUACCAUGUAAACUUUCAGCUCUAUCGGGGAAAGAUCAUUCAUACUGGAGUGUUAAUAUUUUCAUUUGACAGUACUGACAAGCUGCUCUGACACAUUUAGCAGAUUCCACUUAACACUACACCAUCCUGUUUGUUGGCUGCUUUACAGAAUCUAUAUAUAUACUGUAUUUAUAUAUAUCUAUAUAUAUAGAUAUAUAUGUAUAUUACAAAGUGAAAUAAUAACUGCAUUUGAAAAUGUUUUUAACAUAAUUAUAAUGUUAUAAAUAAGGAGGAGAUAAUCAUAUUUUUACUAACUUGACAAUUGUAAAAUUUCUAUGUGAAAGGGCUGUAUAAGUUGCUCAGGAUGACUCUUUAAAAAAUAAAAGUUAUUUGAGGUGCA
This is a messenger RNA of Seriola aureovittata, 8587 nucleotides long. RefSeq names its product tubulin tyrosine ligase-like family, member 4 (gene ttll4). The coding region runs from base 783 to 4079 and encodes 1098 amino acids. Gene Ontology annotation, cellular component: cilium. The record is from RefSeq and is a predicted model, not a curated record. The transcript has 21 exons. Gene Ontology annotation, biological process: microtubule cytoskeleton organization; protein polyglutamylation. Gene Ontology annotation, molecular function: tubulin binding; tubulin-glutamic acid ligase activity. NCBI's taxonomy places the organism in Eukaryota, Metazoa, Chordata, Actinopteri, Carangiformes, Carangidae.